Molecule: messenger RNA, 432 nt
Organism: Anisakis simplex (herring worm)
Lineage: Eukaryota; Metazoa; Nematoda; Chromadorea; Rhabditida; Anisakidae
Source: the annotation of a GenBank genome assembly
AUGACCGUUGAGACGAGUCCAGGCAAUUCAUCCACUAAACUUCUCAAAAUAGAUGAGGUCAAAUCAACUGCACGCAAGCAAAGAAUUGCAGCACAUAGCCAUGUCAAAGGACUUGGUCUCGACCCAGAGACCUUAUUGCCCAAAAACAAUGCUGGCGGCUUCAUUGGACAGAUGGAAGCUCGCGAAGCGGCUGGAAUAAUUGUGGAAAUGAUUCGUUCGAAAAAAAUGUCAGGCAGAGCAAUUCUGUUGGCUGGACCAAUGGGAACUGGAAAAACCGCGAUCGCUCUUGCAAUGGCACAAGAAUUAGGCGACAAAAUGCCAUUCUGUCCUAUGGUUGGCUCAGAGGUGUUUUCGGCUGAAGUCAAGAAAACCGAGGUUCUCAUGGAGAAUUUUCGUAGAGCGAUUGGUUUGUUCAUAUCCAUAAUCAUUUAG